AGUAUUAAGUAGAGUUGUUUAAAGAAUAAUUUCAACCAAUCGCUAAGUUAUGCGAAGAUGCUCUGGGUUUCUCUGUCGAUUACUUGUUAGUUUUAAGAAACGACCGACAAGUCCUCAAUCACCUGAAGGCAAUGCCUUGCUAAACGAAAGGAAUCGAUUCGGAUUGAAUGGCGUUUCGAUCCCGAUUUCAACGCUUGAUCUUCAUCUGCGUGCUGUCGACCAUCUUGACCAUUGCCUUUCAUAAUUCAAGUGUUCCGAGAUUGGUUGAAAUGAAAGAACAACCAUCCUGUCCGUUAACAUCACCUCUACUAAUCGGCUGGACAAACAUCUCCAACUGGCUGGAAGACUUUGAGGAACAGAAACUUUUGGAACUCGGUGGGAGUUACAGACCUGCUAAUUGCAAUCCUAGUCAUGCAAUAGCAAUCAUCAUUCCAUACAGAAACAGGGAUCAUCAGUUAAUCACUUUCUUACACUACAUUCAUCCGUUCAUUCAACGCCAACAGCUAGACUACACGAUUUUCGUCGUUGAACAAACAGGAAUUUCAGCAUUCAAUAGAGGCAUGUUGCUGAACGUGGGUUUUAUCGAAGCCUUACGUCGUAGGUCGUUUGAUUGUUUCGUCUUCCAUGACGUUGAUUUGCUGCCGGAAGACGAUCGUAAUUCGUACGCAUGUCCAGAUGUAGGAAAGCCUCGACACUUGUCCGUGGCCAUCAGCACGUUUUCCUACAGACCUAUCGGUGUAAAUCAUUUUGGCGGUGUAGGUUCCGUCUCGGUGACGGAUUUCGUUGCAGUCAAUGGAUUUUCCAACAGAUUCUGGGGCUGGGGAGGUGAGGAUGAUGAUCUCUUUGACCGUCUUCGUUCCAGGAAUUUUACCGUCCAACGUCACCAGCCGUUACGUCAAACGCGUUACACCAUGCUAGCUCACGAACCAGCUGAACCCAAUUCCGACAGGAAGAGAAUCCUUCACGAUAAUAAACUGAAGCUCCCCUUAACAAUGAUGACUGAUGGUCUGAUAAGUUUAAAAUAUCGGAUAAUCAGUAUUCAUCUAAAACGUCUUUGUACUCACAUUAUCGUUGAACUCCAACGGUGAUGUCCACAUUUCAAUUGGCAACACCGGUGUUCUAAUUAUAACGAGACAGUGCCCAAUUCAUCGAAUUCGAAACGUUUUCGAAUAGACUUGUGAAAAUCAUGCUUGUGUCACAAAAAAGAGGUGAAAAUAUAUU
Messenger RNA from Daphnia carinata, 1221 nucleotides. Its product is annotated as beta-1,4-galactosyltransferase 1-like. The coding region runs from base 168 to 1088 and encodes 306 amino acids. Gene Ontology annotation, molecular function: N-acetyl-beta-glucosaminyl-derivative 4-beta-N-acetylgalactosaminyltransferase activity. The record is from RefSeq and is a predicted model, not a curated record. Gene Ontology annotation, biological process: glycosphingolipid biosynthetic process; carbohydrate metabolic process. The transcript is spliced from 5 exons. NCBI's taxonomy places the organism in Eukaryota, Metazoa, Arthropoda, Branchiopoda, Diplostraca, Daphniidae.